Messenger RNA from Clupea harengus (Atlantic herring), 2104 nucleotides. RefSeq names its product yippee-like 5 (gene ypel5). NCBI's taxonomy places the organism in Eukaryota, Metazoa, Chordata, Actinopteri, Clupeiformes, Clupeidae. The record is from RefSeq and is a predicted model, not a curated record.
GCUCCAUGCUUCGCACCGGAUGUUGAUAGAAACUGCAGGAACAGCUGAGAGUGAAAAACAAAGCUAGCUAUUCGUCGUGGUAUCAUCCAGAAUAAUAAUACUUAAACUACUAGGACAUCGUUAAACAUACUAGAACUACAAUUGAACACAUUUUGCGUUUUUAUAGGAUUGUCACUUCCGUGUCAGCCGCUGUCACAAAAUAAUCCGAGUCUCAACAGCAAACAGCAGCAAAAGAGAGGAGUCCAAGCGUGAUGGGGCGGAUCUUUCUGGACCACAUUGGAGGCACGCGUCUCUUCUCCUGUGCCAACUGUGACACCAUCCUCACCAACCGCUCCGAGCUCAUCUCGACCCGCUUCACCGGGGCCACCGGCAGGGCCUUCCUCUUCAACAAGGUGGUGAACCUGCAGUACAGUGAGGUGCAGGACCGCGUGAUGCUGACGGGGAGGCACAUGGUCCGUGAUGUGAGCUGCAAGAAUUGCAACAGCAAGCUGGGCUGGAUCUACGAGUUCGCCACGGAGGACAGCCAGCGCUACAAGGAGGGGCGCGUCAUCCUGGAGAGGGCGCUGGUGCGGGAGAGCGAAGGCUUCGAGGAGCACGUUCCCUCUGACGCUUCCUGAGACAUUCACACACACACACACACCACGCGUGCGUACGUACGUAAGUGCACAGCUAUGCCGUGACAACGCCAAGGCCAGCCUCCGAGACACGCAGAGCUAAAAAACAUAUUGAAUAUUGAAAAACAAUAUAUUUGAUAACACUCUAUUUUCCUCUUCCCUCCCAACACAAUUAUCUAAUAUUCCACACACACCCUGUAACUUAACCACACAACACACACACACACACACUCACACACCUUCAAAAUGUUUGUCAUUCACAAACAAAAGGCCACAGUUCCCAUGUUAACAAAGAAAAAGCAGCCAAGCAUCUUUUUCUAUCUCUGUGUGUGUGUAUGUGCUGUUGGCGUGGGCAGAUGUUGUACUGUAGACCCUGUACAGCUGUACUGGAUGUCCCUGCCUUGUGUCUCCCACCCCCAUGCAGCCUACGCAGCCCAAAACAGAGAGAGAGAGAGAGCCCAGAGUCAACUCUGAAUGUUCUCAUAUCAUGCAGCACUCGUGAAUGUAGCUGAAAUGGCUCUACUACCAUGUGGCAUGACAAAGACCAUGAAACACAGCGAAUCCAAUCAACCUCCCUAUUGUACUCACACACGCACAUACAGACACACACACACACCCACACACACACUAACUCUGAAACUCGCAGAACAUUUGCGAACAGUAUUUGCGCUCAACACCAGAAAGAAAGGUUAGCGAACUCCUUGCUCUGGUGUAUUUGUAGAUAGAUCUCUUAGACACAGAAGUGUGUGUGUGUGUGUCUGUUCUACUUCCAUCUUUAUUGCUGGAUCUCUUAGACACAGAAGUGUGUGUGCGUCUGUUCUACUUCUUUUUUGCUGGCCUGAGAAGAUCCUACAAAGAGCUUUUUACGAAGUCUUUGCAAAGACUCUUAGCUUUGCAUGCCCAGCUCUGCUCCACCCUGUAACUUCACCUGUGUGGACACCUGUGUGGAAACCUGUGUGUGUGUGUGUGUGUGGGGGGAUGGGGUGGGGGGAUAGCGUGUGUGUUUGUGUCUGAGCGAGAGAGGCUGAAUACUGAUCAGAAUGGGAAUUGUGUAUGCAAAGAACUUGGCGUGUGGCGGCCCCAUGAUUCUUCCUGAUGUCAUUUCUACGGAGGGCCUCAGGAAGGCCGUCAUUUCUUUUCCCUUAUUACCUCCUUCCUCCAUUCCUUCUUUCCCCAUCUUUUUCUUCCCUUCUUUCUCCCUCCUUUCUCUCCUCUUUUCAUUUCUGUGAUUUUAUAUUAUAUUGUUAAAGUUAUGAUAGUUAUUGUACAAGUAUCAUUAUGACUAUUAUGGUUUUAUGAGCAAUACGCGGUCGGUACAUGGCCAUUUUCUGUUCAGUAUGGUUUUGAGUAAUAGUGCUAUUGACCAUAAAUGGUCAUUUGUGAUGUUAAAUUAAAAAAAAAGAGAAAAUAUGCUUUAUUCCUCCUUGUUCUGCAAGUUUCUUCAGCAGUGUUAAUUUUGAAUAAAGAUUUUGGUCUUACUACAAUCAUAA